Molecule: messenger RNA, 780 nt
Organism: Zychaea mexicana
Lineage: Eukaryota; Fungi; Mucoromycota; Mucoromycetes; Mucorales; Lichtheimiaceae
Exons: 1
Coding region: 16-510 (164 amino acids)
Source: RefSeq, a predicted model, not a curated record
AGGGCAGUACAAAUAAUGGCGGUCACAGAAGAAGAGAACGGCGGAGACAACGACGACAACGACGACGACGAGAAUCGUAGGGUAAUACGAAACUAUUUUGACACAUAUUACGCAUCCACCCGAAUUGCGGACACAGCUUGGCUCGUGCUCGAAGCAGCUGACACGCUAACAUUGGAGCAACAACAAAAGAACAAGCCAAUAUCAAUCCGGCAAUUUACGCGCUACAUGUUUGGUAUCUGGCGGAUAUUCUUUCUCUGCGUUGAGUCAGUGUUAUCUGACGUUGGCGGAUUGUUUAUGAUUGUAAAAAAGCCAACAUCAUCACCAUCAUCAAUACCACCAAGCAAGGCAUCACCAUCACCACCGUCACUAGUAGCAUCGUCAACGUUUCCUUUUCCUCACCAACAACAAAAGUCAUUUUUAUCAAAAGCAUCUCCAUCUACUACUACCACUACCAUUACUGCUACUCAGCAUCCAUCACAACAGCAGUCUGAUCCUUCUUUAGUCGUUUGAAACUCGCACACCUAAAAGCUUUUUUUUUCCUGCCCUCCACAACGCACACUACCUGCACGUAUAUACAUCUCCCUAUAUUACACCCUAUAUACAUUUGUCUAUUGUAUAGUUUUUUCUUUUUUUUUUUCCGUCGAUGCAUCUUGCAUUUCGGAAAUGGUUUCCAUCUGUUCUUUAUUUGUAUAUUGUAUUGUUUUUAUAAUCAAAAAGAAAACAAGAGAAAGAGAGACUGCAUUUUCAUCAUUGCUGGUGCUGCUGUCACUAACUCCCUAG